Molecule: messenger RNA, 2991 nt
Organism: Ctenopharyngodon idella (grass carp)
Lineage: Eukaryota; Metazoa; Chordata; Actinopteri; Cypriniformes; Xenocyprididae
Gene: ppm1kb
Product: protein phosphatase, Mg2+/Mn2+ dependent 1Kb
Exons: 7
Coding region: 292-1410 (372 amino acids)
Biological process (GO): protein dephosphorylation
Molecular function (GO): protein serine/threonine phosphatase activity; cation binding
Source: RefSeq, a predicted model, not a curated record
GACGAAACAGAGGGAUCUGAUUGGCUCACAGGUAUUUUCCUUCAGAGGCGGUCGCUGCAGCUAAGCCGAAACGAUUCUAAGUGACCGACUGUUUAUUACAUAUGUUAACUCGUUAGGAUAGACAAAAACAAAUCGGAUUUCAUUGUUAUCAUACAAUUUGAAGAGAACUCCUGGUCAAGACUGUAUAUUCUACGAGACAGACUUUCUGCACUGGUUUUGAAGCGUAUUUUGGGUCUAUUUGUUUGAGACUCUUCCCACCUAUUCCAUAAGUGUGGUGUCCAGCCACUGAGUAUGUCAGUGGCUCUUCUCAUGCGAUAUGCCACGCUCAGAGGGUCCCGUGUCUGCAGCAGGGCUGCCCUCAGCCUGACCAAUGCCCAUCAGGAAGACCCGAGACGUGCUCUACACACUCCAUCAUCUCCUCGAUGCAGUAACUCCCGCUUUGAUCCAGACAGCAGUGGCCGUCCGACUACCUGGGACUCCUUUGGGAUCUGGGACAACCGCAUCGAUGAGCCCAUCAUGCUUCCGUCAAGUAUCCGCUAUGGUAAACUUAUUCCCAAAGUUAGCCUGACCAAGGUGGGCUGCGCCUCACUAAUUGGUCAGCGGAAGGAGAACGAAGACCGCUAUCAACUAUCACAGAUGACGGACAACAUAAUGUACUUUGCAGUUUUUGAUGGGCACGGGGGUGCAGAGGCUGCUGAUUUCUGCCACAAGAACAUGGAGAAGCAUAUUAAAGACAUUGCAGAGGAGGAGAAUAACUUGGAGUUAGUUUUAACCAAGGCAUUUCUUGAGGUGGACAAAGCGUUAGCAAGGCAUCUUCACUUCAGUGCAGAUGCCUCUCUGUUGAGUGCAGGGACCACAGCCACGGUGGCUCUGCUGAGAGAUGGGAUCGAGCUGGUGGUGGGCAGUGUGGGGGACAGCCGUGCCAUGCUGUGCCGCAAAGGCAAGGCCGUCAAACUCACUGUGGAUCACACGCCUGAGAGAAAGGAUGAAAAAGAGAGGAUACGCAAGACUGGGGGUUUUAUUACGUGGAAUAGUUUGGGUCAGCCUCAUGUCAACGGCAGACUGGCCAUGACACGCAGCAUUGGAGAUUUCGACCUCAAAACGUCAGGUGUCAUCGCAGAACCAGAGACUAAGAGAGUUUCAUUGCAUCAUGUCCAUGAUGCCUUCCUGGCACUCACUACUGAUGGCAUCAACUUCAUCAUGAACAGUCAGGAGAUCUGUGACGUCAUUAACCAAUGUAACGACCCUAAAGAGGCCGCACAACGCAUAUCUGAGCAGGCUCUUCAGUAUGGAUCUGAAGACAACAGCACUAUCAUCGUGGUGCCGUUCGGUGCCUGGGGUAAACACAAAAGCUCUGAUGUGAGCUUCUCCUUCAGUCGCAGUUUCGUCUCCAGUGGCCGCUGGGCCUAAGCAAAAAUAAUAAGAUAUUGAUGGUAUAAGUGAUGCACAAAAGUGACUCACUAAUAUAAACUGACCAAUGUGCAAUAUUCUCUUUGUCCAUCCUGUGAGGAUCACCUCAAAAAAAGACCAUUACAGCCAGAACCUACAUUUAAUGUGGUUUUGGAGUUGAUUUUCACUCAUCACAAUGAUACUGAGCUAUUUUACCUAGAGAAGCAAAUUAAUGUCUAAGACGUUUGUGUUAAAGAUCUCCUAAACUUCAAGGUUUUCCUUGUCUUGAAAUCUUUCUCAUAUUUAUCUCCUGACCUGUGGUGCUAACCAACAAUUUGGUUACCUCAGUUCUGGUUUUCACUUUUGCAUAUAUAAUACUUUAGAAUACUUUUCCUUGCCAUAGUGGAAUCAACAUUUUAUUUUCACAAACGGAAAUUUAAGCACUUUCAGAUUUUGGGAGAUUCCAUUUGUUUUUGUAACCCUCAUGACUCGCGUCUUUGUUGUGUUGAGGGACACGCAGAAGCACAUUUCAGUGGUCUAUAGUCUUUGUCUGAUGGCUAUGCACGUUCAUAAGCCCAUAUUCACAGAGUUAGACCACUGUAUAUACUGUGUAUACUGAAGUAUGAACUCCUAUUCCUUGUGCAAGCACACAUUUCUAUAAUUCGAUUCAUUCAUACAGUUUUCCAGUUUAACAACCAGCAAUUUUAAAGCUACACUAAGAAAUAUUUCUACCAAAGGGAAUCUGCAACCCAGCUAGAGGACCAUUGUGUGAACAAAUUGAUUUUUCUGUGCCUUCUCCAUAAACGUCUGUUCGUAUUUCACAUGCUUGAGUCAUUCUGGUAAGGAACUCAACUUUAGGUUCAUAUCUAAAGUUUUAAACUGUGACUUGUGCUUAUUUAGUGUUACCAGACAAACUAUUUUUGUUCAGAUUGUAUGGUUUUCCGUACAAUGCAUAGAUCAAAGUGCAGUUUUAUGUUAUUUAUAUAAUGUAUAUGAUGGACAGUUAACUUUAUGGUAUAUGCGUUUGUAUAGAUGUUAUAUUUAAAUACAUCUUUUCUUCUAAAGUCUCCUAGUUACAGGAGAGAAGUGAACGUCAUUCAUUCAUUCAUCCAUUGACAUGAUCGUUGUAAUGGCAGACAUUCUGCUGUAACUUUAAAACCUCCAGCUUUUAAAACCUCCAGUGAGUUUUAUUUGUAGAGCCAAACACACGUGACCUCAGCAAGUCGGCAUCUCGGUUCAUAUUCUAGUGCUGUUUCUUCAUGUAUUGAUUUCUGCAUUAACAUUUCAUUCAUUCUCAUUCAGCAUUUCCUCUCAUUUUAGACUUUUAACAGCCUUUUUUAUGUCUUCCUCUUCCAAAGCAUAUCCAGUAUAUGAUGGGUGUCCUUUUUCUGUUCAUAUGUACUGUUCUUCAGUUAUUAUGUUUCUGUCAGAAUGUAUUACAUUCAGUGUUAACAAAACUGUGCAUGGAUCUUACCUAGAACAAUCUGUAAAACAACUAGAAGUGUUUCCUGCUCUAUAUAUGGACCUAUCUUUGCUAUUAUUGAUAUGCUGUUUAUUGUAAAAUACAGUGCAGCUGUGAAUAAAGUUUUUACCAGAAACAUC